Molecule: messenger RNA, 3868 nt
Organism: Amoebophrya sp. A25
Lineage: Eukaryota; Dinophyceae; Syndiniales; Amoebophryaceae
Source: the annotation of a GenBank genome assembly
GCCUUUUUCUCCUCGGUGGUUGUUGUCGGUAUUCUCAGUUUAAGAUCGGUGAGGCUAUCCCUCUGUCGAACGUGUAUUGAUAUGCCUCCCUCAUGACCAUAAGUAAGCUGGAGAGCAGGCCGAGUGAAGUAUGUUGUAUUUUUUAUGGCAUCUUCGUUGUCUUCGUCGUGAGCCACUGAUGUCCAUGUCGCGACAAGUCUUCUGGGAGCAAGAAAGAUAUAACCGGGAUGAAAUAUCUGUCAGUUAUUCGCCAGGUUGUGCUGACUGACUGUGACUAGCACAUAAUCUUGAAAUCUUGACCCCGCCCUUCUAAGUGCUUGUGAAUGUCGAUGUCGCUGCUCUACCUCUCAUCAUAGUAUACGAACCAUACAGACACACAUGUUAGUUUUUAAACAGAAUGUGAUUCAAUCAAUUUCCUUUUGGCCACAGCUGCGUAACUACAUGAUUGACAUGAUUUUUCAUUCCUUCGCUUUCGCAAAUUUGGUUUCCGCCAAUCAUCAAACUUGAACCUCGGAAACAUUUUCUUGAAUUGGAUCUUUCGUUUAUUGGGCAAAAGGCGAAGCCCGCAGGCAUUUCACUACAGUCGGUCCGAACGGGCCGCUAGUAUUUGUUGAUUGAUCUUCAUCCUCGUUCCCUCUCUUAUUUGACUCAAAGUGCUUGUUGAAAGUACAAGCUACUCGUCUCAGAAAUGGCGUACGUAGCGUCAUGGAGGGCUCCCUUAGGGAGCAUAAUGGGGGCACAAAACAUGCCACAGGAACCUAGGAACGCAGAAAAUAUAAACGAAACAUUCCGACGCAACGAGACUGUGGGUACUACAAACUUCUUACCUUAAGGUGGUUACCGACACCGAGGACACAUUGUACAACCUGCAGUAGUUUGUUCUAUGUUAAUGCUCCAGUCGAAUAAAGUUUCUUCUGCUCAUAAGUUUGUACCAAAUCCAUUAUCCAGGAUAUUUCAAGCCGCCAUUUUGUCAAUGGCCCUACGGAGGCACGAGCAAAAAGGAAGCGAAGCAGCGACUAAAAGGCGGCGAGCCCGUGGUAUGGAUACCUUCUUUUGACAUUGAUUCCAAUGUUGGAUCGGCAUCGGAUUUUUUAUUCUGAGUAGAGACCACUGCCACACACCUAUCUCCACAUUCCGUUUUUCAACUUACGUUACUUCUAGUGUUACGUUUAUUAAAUGAACAUAGCAUCUUCAUCUAAUGAUACUACUCCAGCUCUUGUGCCUGACGUAUUCACCCGCUUCCUCAGGUAAAAGCAGGCUCUUACGAAUUCGAACCAGCUGGUAAUGAUUUCUACUUUCGAAAUGGAGCAUUCGCAAAGCCAAAAGAUGAGGACGAAAUAUCAAUACGGACGGAGUCCACGACACUCUAUCUUGGAAGCAAUCUCUGUAUUUUGCUGCCUAUCAUACCUUUUCUGUCUUUUCUAUUAGUUUGGAGGAUAAUCCCUCUUGUGGUUUCCAAUCGAAGCUGAGUUUGAUGAACGAACUUCGGAGAGCACUAGUUGAAAAGACAUCGUUUGCUCAACAUUAUGGACCGAUUCUCCCCUUCCAAGAAUCAAAAAGAAUACAUUUCAUUGACGUGUGUAUGAUAAAAUAAGGUACCCGAACGUUCGGUCCACAUCAGAACGCCAGACCACUCCCCGGAAAAGCAGUGCGAGCAAAAUUCGAGUCUCGACCCUACAUACCGCCGUACGUAGUCCCAGAGUCCAUGAAAAAUGUACUGAGAUCAUCAAAAUACUGCAUCAAUGGGUAACAUCAUCAUCAAUGCUAGGUAGAGUACUACCAUCCACCGAGUUGUUGAGCCAAUACUUUUUUCAUUUUGUAAAAGCUCUUCAACAGUAAGGAUCAUUUUUGCAGUUCAUCUCCAUGUUCAUGCACUAUCAUCCUUACAUUCCAGUACGAUGCGAAAAUCAAUGUUUUCGAUAAUGUGAAGCGGGAUGGAGUCAGGAGUCCAACGAGGCCACAAGGAGGGUAAAAAUUGUUGUGAUACUAUUUUCCUUCUUGUUGUUGGGGGUCAUGCUUUACAGUAAGUUUUUCAACACGUUUCAUACGCAUGGCGACACAAGAACCUUAUGAGAACAGAAGUAGUAAGACGAAGACCUAUCCAAAAAUCGCAAUCCAACUGUUGACACCAGGAGCAAGAUUUUCUUGCCGGGAGAAAUUAGCAAGCAGAUAGUAGAGCACUGCAACGCUGUAAAUGAGGUAAUACCACAACCGCGAAAAGAGGAUAGACCGCGUCCGCCAGAGCCGCUAAUCGCAAACCGCACCCGAUUGCCGCGCAGUUACAAAGUCGGAGGGGUACUGACUUCUAUAAAUACUUACUAGUUUUAUUCACACCUUAGUGUUUCUAUAAAUUAUAAAGUGGUAAGUGAACAAAAUAAUGACAGAAAUUCUAGGGCCAAAGGCGACAUGACAUGACAAUAAUGAAAAAAUGCAACGAUUACUUGUUUUCAUCUCCAUGUUCGAGCUACUACUGUAAUCGUAAUGCGAAUCUUCAUCAAGUAUAAUCCCAGGUUCCAAAAGUGACAGACACUAUGGGUGAAGAAGGAAAGCCGGAACCUAGCUGGCGAAAGAACGACAGCAGAGUCCUCAUCUCACCGAGAACGUACCUCAAUGCCACAAGCAACAUCGUCCGCCAUCGCAGUGUGGAGGAGAUGUUCGAACCCAAUGACGACGUACUCUACUUCGACUGAGGACUGCAUCUGCGACCACAAGCACAAGGUCGUAUGAGAAAAUCAUCGAGUACAAGGAAACACAGGUGAUUGAAAAUAUUAUUCAUCAAGAACAGAUGAUGAUGGCUUCAAUAUCAAUAUACUUACUGCUACUGGAACUGAAAUGAAUGUUGUUAAAGAAUAUCUUCUUUCGAACUUGUAAGAAACGGAAAACCUACUUGAUCUAAUCUACUGCUUCUACUCAUGAUCAACCUGGAACUGUUAUUCAAAUGAACUCAGAACCAAAAGCUGUAAAAGCAAGUGCUAGUUCAUAAUAAUCGGAAAAGUCUACAAAUGAACCAAAAUACUUAAGCGAAAUUGUUACCAUUAUGUCAAAUCCAAACGUCAAAUGUUGUAAGGGUCUCAUCUACAACGUGUGUGUCACUGGUAGGUUGUAUGCUUGUAUGUUUAUGGUGGGUAUAUUAAGCAUGAAGAUGAACAAGAUUAAGAAAUUAGUGUACGCUUAGUAGUCUUGACAAGCAAAAGAUCAAAGAAAGUGUUCGCGUUGCGCCGCAAAGCAAUGCAUCCUUAACUCUUUUUAAACUGUAGUGGUCUCUCAUGGCAGCGCGGCCUCAGGACGAAACAAAGUGACGCGAACUAUGAUAAUGUACGUUUGAUCUCUGUCUGGAAACUGGUCGUUGUGACGACGUGCAGCUGCCGUUGUUUGCAGGAGGGCGGGCGAAGAGAAGAAUUGGGUCCUCAAUCAGUCUUAAGACAAUUUUUCGUAUCUAGCUCAUGGUUUUGGUUCAUAGCGUGUAAAAUCUUCUUUGUAGUUUUGGACACUAACGUACAAAAAAUGUACAUAAUAUUACAGAAACAUCAAGGAUACUCAAGGGGGAGCUUAUAGAUUCUUGUAGUUUACUCUUUGGUCGAUAAUUGUUUACCUCAUCAGGCUAUGAUUUGAGAUAGAUUUCAAGGAUAAAUUACUGUUUGAUGAUGUUAAUUGCUACUUGUCUAAUGUAUUUUCUACCUCUACGAUUCGCUUAUAUUAUCGCCUCACGAACAUGAAGGAUGGACUGACCCAUGCUGCGCAUAACUUUUGAACAAGAGCAACUUUUACGACCUGACCAAAUUUCACAAAAAUAAAGAUGAAAGAAUGGAAAAUCCUUGACUCUCUUGGAAGGAACUAACAAAUUGGUAAGGACUUAGGCUAGAGGGCG